AAACCAGAAAGGAAAAUUUGAGGUGGCACUGAGCUUCACUGAACUUGAGUGAAAGAACUGAUACAAGCUGAACUCGGCACUCAGAUUUUCAUUGCUCUGUUCUAUGAACGAAACAUAGAAGAGGGCAAUGAAUUACAGUGAUAAUAUUCUCUCCAAUAGCCCUCUUGUGAAGAACACAAACGAUCAAGCUAAUUGCAAAACACUCUGGACGAAAGAAUCAUCUUCCAAUUCAGACAAUGGAUGGAUGGUGCCCUAUAAAUACUAUGCUGUCAAGGGUCCCAUUUCUGAUUCAAACCCUAAUGUUGACUCAUCCAGUUGGGUUUUGUGUAAUGAGGUUCAAUUGAAAGACAUUUCGUUGAAACGCAUGGAAAUUAUAUACAAGGACACUGUGUCAAAGCUUGUUGCUUUGGGGCACAAUGAGGAUAUUGCCGUGAAAGCGAUUUUGCUCAAUGUUCAUUGUUAUGGCUCCAAUGACUUGGCUACAGACCUGCUGCACUACACCUUGGCUUGUUUAGAAGAGGGGAGCAUGGACAUGUAUGAGUUCAAGCCUGCGUUCUCUGAUUUGAAGAAGCUUGAGGAGCACACUCUGAAGAAUCUUGUGUCUUUGUUGCAAGAAGUGAGACUCGAGUUAGGCGAGGGUGAUGCUAUGUGGUGUCUCCUCAUGAACGAUUACAAUGUGUUAAAGGCAAUUACCAUUCAUGUUCCUUUUGUAAGCAUGUUUCCUCCUCCUUUAACCGAGCUUGAGAACGAGGAACGGGGAUUUAGAAAAGGAGGCUCAGAUAUUCCUUUGAAAGGGUUCUUUUGUGGUAAGGAGAUGACUGUACGUUUACAGAGAGACAUUGAGUUCCCGAAAAAAUUUGAUCUUACUCCUGCCAUGAUUUGUUCGUUGAAAAGCAAUGUUGUAGCGUUUGCUGACGGAUACAAGGCCAACUCAAAACAGGUGCAGCCAAAUGAAGGAAAAUUUCCUGGGAUUAGCACUGUUUCGAAAUUGGACUCUUCAUCUGCUUCUGUGGCCACAAUGCUUGGUGAUCUGCCUGGUGAUUCUCACAAUAUGAAUGACCAGGAUGACUUGAAGUCUGUGCUGAGUAAAUUUCAUCAUCUAAAUAUUGAUGAGAACUUGGAGUUUGUGGCAGAAGAUGAGAAGGAUUCGGUGAUAGUCACUCUAGUGCAUCAGAUAAAGGAUCUUGAGAAACAGGUAAAGGAGCGGAAAGAUUGGGCACAUGAGAAGGCAAUCCAAGCUGCAAGAAAGCUAAACGGCUAUCUAAUUGAGCUGAAAACAUUCAGGAUAGAAAGAGAGGAAAAUCAAAGACUGAAGAAGGGGAAAGAGGCAAAUGAGGAGCUUGAGGACCCUACCAUGGUGAGACUCUUAGAAUUGGAGGAGGCCUUGAGAAAGGUUUGUGGUCAAACGGAUCUUGCAACUGCAGGAGUUGGGAAACUUGAGACGGAGAAAUCUGAAAUCAAAGCAGAGUUAGAAGCUUGUAAAUUAAGUGCAUCAGAGUAUGUCGCAAGCUGCUUGCAAAUUGCAAAAAGGGAGAAAAAGUGCUUAAAGAAGCUUCUGGCUUGGGAAAAACAGGAAGCGAAGAUAAAACAGAAUAUUUCAGAUGAAAAGCAGAAGAUUUUGGAGAUACAAGAAGAGUUGGCUCAGAUUAAACAACGUGCAAAAGAAGCUGAGGUCAUGAGGGAUGAAGAGUUAAAGGCUAAGGAGGAAGCCUUAGCACUGAUUGAAGAGGAACGCCGUUCUAUGGAAGCAGCUGAGGCUAAUAGAAAAAGAAAUCUUAAGGCUUUAAGCCUGAAGAUGGAGAUAGAUUUCCAGCGUCGCAAAGAUGAUCUUUUAAGACUGGAGCAGGAGAUUUCGUGUCUCAAAGCAUCUGCACAGUCUGCUACUUUGCCUACAUGUGAGUCUGAGGAAGCAGAGCCCCACACAGAGAUAAUUGCUAAGCUACUGCAAGAAUUAGAUAACGUGCCGGAUUUUUUUGGAAAAGAAGCCACCGGUAAUACUUAUAGAGAAUGCGUUAUAUGUGGAAAAUAUGAGGUUUCCGUAGUUUUCUUGCCAUGUGCACACCAAGUUAUGUGUGCCAGUUGCAGUGAAGAGUAUGGGAGAAAUGGCAAAGCUGUUUGUCCAUGCUGCUGGGUUCCAAUCGAACAGAGAAUUCGUACAUUUGGGGGAAGUUCGUAGUCUUUGGGUUGGGGUGUGGACAUGAUUAAGAAUAGUUUAUUUACAUAAAAGCUUUGUUCUGACGUCAACUCAACGUUUUGAAGGUCUGAAUAUCUGUUAUUAGCUAGAAAAUAAGAAAUAGGAAAAUAGGAAAAUAAGUGUUUUGAAGGCAUUAGUCAAGGAUUAUAACAUAUAAAGAAUUGAAUAGCACCAAAU
This is a messenger RNA of Vigna umbellata (rice bean), 2371 nucleotides long. Its product is annotated as MND1-interacting protein 1-like. The record is from RefSeq and is a predicted model, not a curated record. NCBI's taxonomy places the organism in Eukaryota, Viridiplantae, Streptophyta, Magnoliopsida, Fabales, Fabaceae.